This is a messenger RNA of Habropoda laboriosa, 2279 nucleotides long. It is a transcript of the gene su(f), whose product is annotated as protein suppressor of forked. Gene Ontology annotation, biological process: mRNA 3'-end processing. Gene Ontology annotation, molecular function: protein binding; mRNA binding. The transcript has 13 exons. Lineage: Eukaryota; Metazoa; Arthropoda; Insecta; Hymenoptera; Apidae. Gene Ontology annotation, cellular component: nucleus. The record is from RefSeq and is a predicted model, not a curated record. The coding region runs from base 118 to 2259 and encodes 713 amino acids.
AUUACAGGCCGUUGCGAGUUGGGUGUGUGGGUUUUUCUUCAUUCAUUUCCGUCUUCGACUCUUGGAUUCGCAAGAGAUUUUAGUUUAGGGAAUUAGCAUUAUUUAGGCGAAUACAAAAUGACUGAUGAUAAAACGGAGUUCGAUUGGGGAAACGAAAAACUGCAGCGUGCCCAGAAAACGGUAGACGAAUCCCCUUAUGAUCUCGAAGCAUGGAGCAUCCUUAUCAGAGAAGCACAGAACAGACCUAUUACAGAAGUAAGGCCAGUUUUUGAGAAGCUCGUCAGUGUGUUUCCUUCCGCUGGUCGUUAUUGGAAAAUUUAUAUAGAACAAGAGAUGAAAAUGCGCAACUUUGAAAAGGUGGAAAAGCUUUUCCAAAGGUGCCUCAUGAAAAUCUUAAAUAUUGAGUUGUGGAAACUUUACCUUUCUUAUGUCAAAGAAACUAAAGCCAGUCUUGCAACGUAUAAGGAAAAAAUGGCACAAGCAUAUGAUUUUGCAUUGGAUAAAAUUGGUAUGGACAUACAUUCUUAUAGUAUAUGGAAUGAUUAUGUUACUUUUCUGAAAAGUGUUGAAGCUGUUGGUUCAUAUGCUGAGAAUCAGAAGAUUAGCGCAGUCCGGAAGGUGUAUCAACGUGGUGUUGUCAAUCCUAUGAUAAAUAUGGAACAACUAUGGAAAGAUUAUAUGGCAUUUGAACAAAAUAUUAAUCCAAUAAUUGCAGAAAAGAUGGCUAUUGAGCGUUCUAGGGAUUACAUGAAUGCAAGAAGAGUUGCCAAAGAGUUAGAGGCAGUAACAAGAGGAUUGAAUAGAAGUGCUCCUAGUGUACCUCCAACUGGUCACCCAGAAGAAGUUAAACAGGUUGAACUGUGGAAGAAAUAUAUUGCAUGGGAACGUAGUAAUCCAUUAAGAACAGAAGAUACUUCCUUAGUUGCUCGCAGAGUAAUGUUUGCUAUAGAACAAUGUUUAUUGUGUUUGGGUCAUCAUCCUGCAGUGUGGCAUCAAGCUGCACAUUUUUUAGAACUUAGUUCAAAGAUAUUGACGGAAAAAGGAGAUGUAAAUGCUGCAAAAAAUUUGAGCGAUGAAGCUGCGACAAUGUUCGAAAGAGCAACAAGUACAUUGUUGUCAAAAAAUAUGUUAUUGUAUUUUGCACAUGCAGAUUUUGAAGAAGGAAGAGUAAAAUACGAAAAAGUGCAUCAAAUAUAUCAAAAGUUCCUUGACAUACCUGAUAUUGAUCCUACAUUAGCGUAUGUACAAUAUAUGAAAUUUGCGAGACGCGCAGAAGGUAUAAAAUCUGCUAGAACGGUAUUUAAAAGAGCUCGAGAAGAUCCAAGGUGUAAGCAUCACGUAUAUGUUGCUGCCGCGUUAAUGGAAUAUUAUUGUACCAAGGACAAAAAUAUUGCUUUUCGAAUAUUCGAACUAGGGUUAAAAAAAUUCGGAGAUAAUCCUGACUAUAUACUUUGUUACAUCGAUUAUUUAUCGCACUUGAAUGAGGAUAAUAAUACAAGAGUUUUGUUUGAAAGAGUUUUAUCUUCUGGUAGUUUAGAACCUGAAAAAUCAGUCGAUAUAUGGAAUCGAUUUUUGGAAUUUGAAUCCAAUAUCGGAGAUCUGGCUAGUAUUGUUAAAGUUGAGAAACGUCGUAGCGCUGUGUUAGAAAAGAUCAAAGAAUUUGAAGGUAAGGAGACUGCACAAUUAGUAGAUAGAUAUAAGUUUUUGGAUCUAUACCCAUGUACUCCUAUGGAGUUACGGUCUAUUGGAUAUAUGGAAGUAUCCAAUGUUGGAAGAAAUACAGCUGGUGCAUUACCGCGAAUACCGGAUCCAGAGGAAGCUAUAGCCUCAUUACCAAGACCUGAUUUAUCACAAAUGAUUCCUUAUAAACCGAAAGUAAAUCCAUUACCUGGAGAGCAUCCGGUACCUGGUGGUUCCUUUCCGUUACCGCCAGCUGCAGCCCAACUUUGUACUAUGCUUCCGCCACCUGGAUGUUUCAGAGGACCGUUUGUGGCUGUUGAUUUGCUCAUGGAUGUUUUCAAUCGCAUUCAGUUACCAGACCAUGCUCCAUUGCCGAUAGCAGAUAAUGGAUGCGACACAAAGUUGUUCGAUCUAGCGAAGUCUGUGCACUGGAUUGUCGAUGAAAGUAACGAUGGAGUUAGUAUUGGAUCCAAACGUCGAAGAACGCGCUUAGGAGGCGAUGACAGCGAAGAAGAAGAUUUACCACCGCCUCCUGCAAACGAUAUAUACCGCCAAAGACAACAGAAACGAGUCAAAUGAACAGAAAAGUACGAAAUACC